Carassius auratus (goldfish) is the source of this 396-nucleotide messenger RNA. RefSeq names its product monocyte chemotactic protein 1B-like. Gene Ontology annotation, cellular component: extracellular region. The record is from RefSeq and is a predicted model, not a curated record. Gene Ontology annotation, biological process: immune response. NCBI's taxonomy places the organism in Eukaryota, Metazoa, Chordata, Actinopteri, Cypriniformes, Cyprinidae. The coding region runs from base 1 to 396 and encodes 131 amino acids. Gene Ontology annotation, molecular function: chemokine activity. The transcript is spliced from 4 exons.
AUGAGAAGCCUGAUGUGUUUGCUGUUCCUGGUGAUCUGCUCUGUGCAGGUGACUUCAAACGCUCCCUCUGCAAUUGAUGCCCAAACUAAUUGCUGUUUAGAGUUCAGUAAUGUGACGAUUCCUGUGAAACGAGUGGUGUCUUUCUAUUGGACCAGCAGCAGCUGUCCCAGACGUGCUAUUGUAUUUAAGACAAAAGCAGAGAAAGAUUUCUGUGUAAAUCCAGAGACUUCCUGGGUGAGCAGCCAUGUUGAUAUAGUGGACAAAAGAAACAACUGCUACACGGCCAUAAAUAAUCGUGGGUCUCUGCAUGUCGUGCAGAAGCUCAGAGCUUCUGGUGAUCAGAAGAACUGCUUCUACAUUGUUUUUGAUCACCACAACAAAACAUAUCAGACAUGA